Molecule: messenger RNA, 558 nt
Organism: Loxodonta africana (African savanna elephant)
Lineage: Eukaryota; Metazoa; Chordata; Mammalia; Proboscidea; Elephantidae
Product: beta-defensin 115-like
Exons: 2
Coding region: 104-433 (109 amino acids)
Source: RefSeq, a predicted model, not a curated record
GGUAGUGCAACAUUCUGCCCUUGCCUGAUUUGUUGUCCGUGACUCAGCCCUACUUAGGUCAAUAAAACCCGGAGAGCAGACUCACCUUCUCUGCACAUUCAGUAUGUUGCCGGCUUGUUCUUCACCCUUCUCAAGAGACAUUAAACUCCUGUUCCUGGCCUUAGCUGUCACUGUGGUCCUGGCUCAGGCUGCUCCAGAUGGAUGGGUCAAAAAGUGCUACCGAAAAAUUGGCAGAUGCAGGGGAACUUGCAAAGAAGAUGAGAAGAGGAGGGGAACAUGUGGGAGAAAGAAAUUUUGCUGUGUCCCUAAAUCAAAGUACCCGUUUCAAAGUUAUCCUAAAAAAGAAGAACUGUCAAGCAAGGCUAUGGGUCUACUUGGGACUCCUGACUACAGGAUUCUAAGUCAUUAUAACAAGUCAUUGAAAGCCCUCUAGGAUACCUACAUGAUCCUCAGAUCCUUGCUGGGUCCAGUGUGGAGAAGGAUCCAUUAAAGAAAAUAUGCUCAUUUCUGCUAUCACUGUCUCCUCUCUCCAGCCCUCUGUAGCCCAGUAGCGCUCUA